CAAAACAAAGUUACAAUGUGCUUUACAUGAUUGAACCAGGAUUAAAACUUUUCAUAACUGCAAUGAAACAAUAACUCAACAACAAUAUAAUAUAAUAACAAUUAUAAAGCGGAUAUGACAGAAUUAAAAUAAAAAGGUGUGUGUUAUAAGUAAUUCCAGAGGACACUGAAAAAGUUGCAUUCAGCUGCGAGGUAGAUUUGGGAAGCUUUUAUUUUGAAACAAAAACUAUACCGGAAGUCGUAUUGUUAUUGCCGUCGACGGAACUUCGCCAUCAUGUUUGUAUCAUGGAUGUGUAUCACUGCUGGUCUGUAGCUACAUAUUAGCUCAAGCAAAUGCUCCAGUUUCUACCCACGUUGUUCUUCUUCCUCUGUAACCAUGAACAGGACACAACUGAAGCGGUCCAGCAUCUUGAGGAUGGCUCUGGCCGGCUCGGAAACGAUGGACCAGGACGGUUAUGGAGAGACUUUCAUACUCCGAGCGGUUCGAAUAGCCACUGUGGUUGCACUGUACUGGUUUAUUUCCAUUACAAUGGUGUUCCUUAAUAAUUACCUGCUGGACAACAAAGACUUGGACGCGCCGUUAUUUGUCACGUUUUACCAGUGUUUGGUGACUGUCGGACUGUGCUGGGUCAUGCAGCUGCUCUCCAAAUUGUGCCCGGGUCUCAUCGACUUCCCGUCGGUCAGAUUCGACGUGAAGACGUCCCGGGAGGUGCUGCCGCUGUCCGUUGUGUUCAUUGGCAUGAUCACCUUCAACAACCUGUGCCUGAAAUAUGUCGGAGUGGCCUUCUACACGGUCGGUCGUUCACUCAGCACAGUUUUCAAUGUGCUCUUAUCUUAUGUUAUCCUGAAACAAACUACAUCAUUCCAAGCCCUGAUGUGCUGUGGCAUUAUAUUAGGUGGAUUCUGGCUUGGUGUGGACCAGGAAGGAAUGGCGGGGUCCCUCUCCUGGUCAGGCGUCUUUUUUGGGGUGCUUGCCAGUGCUUUUGUCUCCAUGAAUGCCAUCUACACCAAGAAGGUGAUGCCAGCAGUGGACGGUAACAUCUGGAAACUGUCUUACUACAACAACAUUAAUGCCUGCAUCCUCUUCCUCCCAUUCAUUCUCAUGUUUGGAGAGUUGGGCCAUCUCUCUAGCUUCAGCCGCCUCACUGACCUCGGGUUCUGGGGCAUGAUGACACUCGGAGGAGUGUUUGGUUUCGCCAUUGGAUACGUCACAGGCCUCCAGAUCAAGUAUACCAGUCCACUUACGCACAAUGUCUCAGGGACGGCAAAGGCCUGUGCACAGACUGUUAUUGCGGUGGUGUACAACUCCUCCAGUAAAAGCAUGCUGUGGUGGACCAGUAACAUGAUGGUUCUUUGUGGCUCAUCAGCCUACACUUGGGUCAAAAGUCUAGAAAUGAAGAAGAUUCCAUACAGAGACCCUCAGGACUCCGCCAAGGAAAAACUGCUGGCAGGGGAGAAAGGCAACAUGGGAGUUUAGCCAUUGUAAUUAAGCUGGUAAACCCUGUUUUAUCCAUGUUGCGUGAGAAUGUGAAAUAAUGUAACAUAUGACUGUUAGUGAUUUAAGUGAUACGUACAUGGAAUCAGUGAUUUUGAUUGGGUUUAUUAGUCUUGUGGUUUUUUACAGUUUGACUUAAGGCUUGAAGGAAUUUCUAUUUCUAUAUAUAUAUUUUAUUUCAUGUUGAUUUGGGGCCUUUUUACAAUUAUUUUUAAAAUGAAAUGACUGAGAAAUAUAAUAAUGUGUCUUUUAUGGUCUAGUGUACAAGUGAAGGGGAAAAAAAAAAGCUGUUUUUAUUCACAGGGACUCAGAUUGAGGGUAUUGGCGUCAUAGCAAACUAGAAACUUUUUUUUACAGCUACACGCCAUUUCUAUGAAUGUAUGUCAGUAUCUUGUUAUUUUUUUUAUGAUAGCCUCUGGCUAGGAACAUGUCUGCUUUCUCAAAUAUGAACAAAGCCAAGACAGCCGGAUCUGUAAUAUCCUGUAGUUUAUAGAGGAUACAACAGGCAAGGUAAUCAGAAACCUCGUGUCAGUGGGACUGACACACAAUAGGCUUUUAUCUCCAAAGAAAACACUCCUUCAGUAUACUGUUGCAUUCACAAACUUGUGCACUAUUGCUACAGUACACCAUGUUUCUGAGCUGAGUCAAAUUUUAAAUUGUGAACAUAGGCAAUGGCAUAAGGUCUAUGAAAAUAUAUUUGAGUUUCAAAACAAAAGACUGAAAGAGAGCCCUGUUUCAAUUAUUUACAUGUCUCUCAUGUGUCAUGUGUUGUUCUUACGUGUAUAUCUUUACAUGACAGAAUAAUGCACAAUUGCACCACAACUGCGAAGUCUUUUUUUACACUUAUACUUAACUUAUGGUAUAACAUCUCUGGUACCUCUUUACCAGACUGAAAAUGUUUAAGUGAACCAUUGUCUGUAUUCAAAACCAGCUUUUUAAAAUGUCUUUUAAACCAUUGUAACACAUCAACUGAACAAAAACAGGGCACUUAUUUAAAAGAGCAUUAAAGAUGGUGUACAAUUCAA
Molecule: messenger RNA, 2519 nt
Organism: Dicentrarchus labrax (European seabass)
Lineage: Eukaryota; Metazoa; Chordata; Actinopteri; Moronidae
Gene: slc35c1
Product: solute carrier family 35 member C1
Exons: 2
Coding region: 376-1476 (366 amino acids)
Biological process (GO): GDP-fucose import into Golgi lumen; protein O-linked glycosylation via fucose
Cellular component (GO): Golgi apparatus
Molecular function (GO): antiporter activity
Source: RefSeq, a predicted model, not a curated record